CGGCGUGAAGUGACACAGCGUCCAGUUGAUAUCGGGACGUGGAGCGGCGGUGUGCGUCAUGUCGGAGGAACAACCAACAGACGGGGAAACGGUCAGGAGUCAUUACUUCGAGGUGGGGCCGCGGUACUUCAACCUGUCAUACAUAGGAGAAGGCGCCUAUGGCAUGGUGGUAUCUGCCAGUGACAGAGUUACCAAAACAAAGGUGGCAAUAAAAAAGAUAUCACCUUUUGAGCACCAGACAUAUUGCCAGAGAACCCUUCGAGAGAUCAAAAUCCUAACUAGAUUCAAACAUGAAAAUGUUAUAGAUAUCAGAGACAUAAUACGAGCUCAAACGAUAGAAAGCAUGAAAGAUGUUUACAUUGUACAGUGUCUAAUGGAAACUGAUUUGUACAAACUUCUCAAAUCUCAGAAACUGAGUAAUGACCAUAUAUGUUAUUUCCUGUACCAAAUUCUACGAGGUCUGAAAUAUAUCCACUCAGCAAAUGUCCUGCACCGGGAUUUGAAGCCAUCUAACCUUCUUCUAAAUACUACUUGUGACUUGAAGAUAUGUGACUUUGGGUUGGCGCGAGUUGCAGAUCCAGAACACGAUCACACUGGUUUUUUGACAGAGUAUGUUGCCACUCGCUGGUAUCGUGCUCCUGAAAUCAUGCUCAACUCGAAGGGCUACACAAAAUCCAUUGAUAUUUGGUCUGUGGGCUGCAUUCUUGCUGAGAUGCUGUCUAACCGUCCCUUGUUCCCUGGGAAGCAUUACUUGGAUCAACUGAACCACAUCUUGGGUAUCCUGGGUUCCCCAUGUCAAGAGGAUCUAGAAUGUAUCAUAAAUGAAAAGGCCAGAAGUUAUCUACAGUCUCUCCCAUACAAACCAAAAGUUCCAUGGACAAAACUGUAUUCAAAUGCAGAUGCCAAAGCUUUGGACUUGUUAGAUAAGAUGUUGACCUUCAAUCCCCAUAAACGCAUCACAGUGGAGGACGCUCUUGCUCAUCCAUACCUGGAACAAUAUUAUGACCCUGCUGAUGAGCCUGUUGCUGAAGAACCUUUCAAGUUUGAGAUGGAGUUAGAUGAUCUUCCAAAAGAGAAACUUAAGGAACUAAUCUUUGAAGAAACUGUUUUAUUCAAGCAGCGUCUUGCUGCUGAAACACCCAUGCAACAAAACUGAAGGUGAUGUACUGACAUUUGAUGAAGAGUGGAAUAUAAAAUGAACAGGCAUUUUAUAGUUGAAGACUCUAAAGUAGGAAACUAAGGCUGCCUGUUUGCCAAGGGUUCAGGCAACAUCAAGAUAAUGCAUGAAGAUUGUGACUGGUUUCUCAGUCUGUGAAAAAUCUUCAUGCUACAGAGUUCACAGCAGGUAUGUUGUGUGACCUGAACACUAUGGCAAGAUUCCUGUUUGAAGAAAAUUGGACAAGUGCCUCACCUUUUUGGUCAUUUGGGCAAUAUAUGAAGACAAGCUGUGUUUUAACUGGGGAAAAAUUGGCAUGCAAACUGUGUUGGAAAAGGCUGGAUGAGAAAAUGUGUAUAUGAAACAUUUUGUUCAAUAGCCAAAAAGUGUCAGAUCUAGAAAGAAAAAUAUAAAUUCUUAAUCUAGUUACUGGUUUCAGUCUUUUAGAAGUUAACUUAAGUGUUUUCAUGUGGCUGUCAGACUUCAUUAUAUGAAGCUAAGAUGUUAAGAGUCUUUAAUAGAAAAGUUUUCUUCAAAAAUUUAUAUCAACUUCAGGAGCACUUGUAGUAUUUGUUCUUAGUGAUGUAUCUGUGCUCCUCUUGAACUGCCAGUAAUUGCUACUAAGAAGUGUUUGUUGUGAAAUUUUUGAUUAGGAUGUUGUUCAUCUGCUGUUGGAAUGUCGUAGUUAAUUGCUUUUGAAUUAUUGAUGUUCAAUUGCUUAUAAAGCACUUUGCUGAUGUUAUGUGGCAGGAACUGUUGUCUAGCAUUAUUGAUUGAGAAAUCUCACAAGAACUAAAUACUGAGCUCCUAGUAUCUUUUCACAUGGAUAUUAGUUUUCGUGUAUUUUUUGAAGUACAUAUUGUCGGCUUAAUUUUUAUACUAUAUUAGGGCAAGAAGUUUUUUGCAUUCCAAAUAAUUAGAUUCGUUCAAGAGUUCUGUUUAGAGAGUACAUACAAACUUCAGAUAGAUUUAGAGUUCCAAGAUGUGAACUUAGGUUCCAUUUGUUGAAAAUACUUUAUACUAAUUAAGACAAAAGUUGGGAUGGUGUUAGUAUCAUCCAUGCAGUCCUUGUUCCAUCUCCUUCUCCAGUAACUGCCAAGCUAUAGAUUGUGCUUUCCUGAGCAUGGUCUAUGAAAAGUGACUUACGAGUUCAUUAUAAGUCAUGGGAUCCAAAAGAAACUGCAUACAGUUAUGCAAUAUUAAUGCUUUUGGUAUAAGUUGCAGACUAUUGAUAUACUUUCUUGAUCUGUUGGGACUGGUCAUUGCAUUUAUUAUUUUAGUGUCAUCAUCUUUUGUAUCAGUGGUAAUGAAGCCAGAAUGAAGUACCUCAAGUUCUGAACCUGAAGCAGCAAAAUUAUGACAAUCUUGUAGAUAAUAAAACUGUAAUUCCCCAUUUAUUAUGCUUCAGUUUUCUUUGGUGCUUACUGUUUUUGACAUUUUAAGUGUAAUGAUAGUGAUGCAGAAUCGCUCAGCUACAGGAAAAAGGCUGUGUCAUUCUGUGAAAGUAAAUUGUGCAUAGUUUGUAUAUCAUAUCUUAUUUCAAGUCAAAUAAACUUUAAAAAAUCAAUACUUUUAUAUAUUUAAAUGGGAUGUGAAUAUUGAUUCAUAUCAUUACAUACAUGUAUAUUGGUAUUUCAUUUUGGAAGUAAAAUGUGUUCAGGAUCUUUUGUAACCUUAAUCAUUAUGUUUUGAGGAAAAGUAUUUUUACAAGCAGAAAAUCAUAAAAAUUUAUGUAAUGGCUGACAGUGUCUCAGCACAGGGGUGUUAAGAAAAGAGGCAGAUUGUGGUAUUAAGGAAAUGCUAAAAAACAGUUCCCGUUGUGAUGAAAGCUUAAUUUGUACAGAAACCAAGCCUAUCAUGCCUCAGAACCAAUGUAAAUGGUCCAAGGGCUAGAAUGAAGGAUGCCCACAUUGUUACCUAUAUGUACUAGAUGGGAAUUAUCAAAGUUGGAUCAUGCAUUUAUAUGUUUUAGUAUCGAGAUCCUAUUCCUAAUUACUUAUGUGUUUAUAUUUUUAAUGCACUUGUGAAAUAGUUUUAACUAUGACUGGAUUCAGGGAUAUAUUUUGAAGUGAAAAGUAUUUUCUUCCUAUAGCUUUAGUUUGCCAUCUUUGAAAUGUAUUGUUACUUCAGAAAUUGUUAAAAUGCAAGGACAUGAUUUUCAAAUUUUAUUUAGUUAAAAGAUAAAGUUAAGUAAAAGUUUUCAUCUGUUUAUUGGACAGAGCCUGUACAGUUAUGUUUCUUGUGUAUACAGGAACAUACCAUAGAUUUUUUUCCUUCCUCUUCACUCAGGGUUGAUCCCUGUAUUGAGUCAAAGUGAAUUUUGGGGUAUUUAGUCAUGCUGACUAUUACAUUGAUGAAAGGAUCUUCUUAUAUUUUCUAUAUUAAUACUCAAAUUGCAUCCAUCACAGCUUCUUCCAUGAACUAAGUCAUCCAUGAUUUCAUACCCCCAAUUUAUGCCAAAGGGAAACUGUGUUGAUGACAUAAUUAUUAGUUAUUCAUGAUGUCAUCUCUCUAAUGCAAUGUGGUAAGCUUAAGAUCUGUUAACCACUCUGUAUUCAAGAUAAAAAAGAAAGAAAAAAAGAGAAAAAAAUGUCUAAUGAUUAUAGAAUAUAUUUAAUUGAUUUAAAGUUGUUUUAUACAAUUAAUGUGAGAGGUGUGGGUGUGUCAUCUGCCAAUGUCAGGUAAUUAUUGUCUCCAGGUGCAUGAAUAUUUUCAUGCUUGUGCUGCAUCAAUAUGUCAUUGUAUAUCAUUGCUCGUGUUAACAUCAGUGUUAGUAUGAUGCCAGUUUUGCAUGAAGUCAGAAUACAAGAAUCAUUUAAGUGUUAUUUCAGAAAUCUUUAGUGUGUAGAUUUUCUUUCUACAGCAGUGCAGUGUUGAUGUACAAACUUUUCUGACUUCAAGUGAAACAGUUGUAUUACAUGUGAAAAUUGUUUACUUCAACUGUGGGAACAAGCAGUGUUAGUGAACACUGCUGUUACUAGGAUUUGACCUCAUUUCAUACCCAAAUACAGAUAAACCUGUAUCUUGCUUUGGUAUGCUACAAUAUUUAAGUUAUAUGAUAUGCAAAAAAGUCACAUUAUUAACCAGCAUAACUCUUGUGUUUAUUACAUGAUUUCCAGUGAACAUUGAACCCUGCCCAAAUCUUUUGGUGACCUGUGGCCAGAUAGAAAGUGUUACAAAGCAGACAAGGAGAUUCAAAGUUUGAAGUGGUAUCUUGGCACUGGUUGUGUAAGGACUUUAAUGUAGCUUGACCUCAGGUCACAUGUCAACAUUUGAUUGCUGUGGGAGGUUUGACAGCCCAGUCAUGUGUUGUUGCCAUUGACAUUGCCUUUAAAGUACUUCUCCUGCCAAGGAAAGGCCCUAGUAUUCUUGAAGUGGGUGGUGAUUGGUUGGAAUCCACAACUGGGAUGACAGUGACAUGGUGAGGUGGCUGGGGCCUGUCAAAUGUAUGUCUUUCUCCUUCCACUCUUGUCACCCCUGCUCUCACCGAGAUGAGUAAUCGGCUGUGUUCUGAAACAGUGGUUACAUUAUAAUAUAAAUAAAUUACUGGCAUCAGCUACUGUUA
This is a messenger RNA of Portunus trituberculatus (swimming crab), 4721 nucleotides long. It is a transcript of the gene rl, whose product is annotated as mitogen-activated protein kinase 1-like. Gene Ontology annotation, biological process: protein phosphorylation; intracellular signal transduction. Gene Ontology annotation, molecular function: MAP kinase activity; ATP binding. Gene Ontology annotation, cellular component: cytoplasm; nucleus. The record is from RefSeq and is a predicted model, not a curated record. The coding region runs from base 59 to 1156 and encodes 365 amino acids. The transcript is spliced from 8 exons. Lineage: Eukaryota; Metazoa; Arthropoda; Malacostraca; Decapoda; Portunidae.